AACAGUAUCCAUUCGAAUGCGGGUGCUCACGGUACGUCAGUCGAACGCAAGUAGUUAAGCUCGGUGGAUGCUACUGCUAGCGUGUGCCUCGGUCCGUGUCUUGUCUCCUUUUUGCUGUCACGAAAGUCACGCUCGAACAAAUCGCACAAGUGUACGCGAAGUGAAGUCUAGUAGGUAAUAGAUAUUAUUCAAAGCUACUACCCUCGCCAGACGCCCAGAGUGUGACUGAUGAUAGUCAUCUGUUCAGUGAUUGCGGAUUGCAUGCACGUGUGCCCGUUGGAUGCGACCAUCAUCAGCGGCGAUGGCUAAUGCGAUGCGUAAAAUCAGUCCGACCAGUAUGUGUGGUUUGCGUACGUUGAGCAUUUUUCGCGCGUGACAGAUGAGCCAGAGAGUGUGUGUGUGGGUGUGAGGAAAACGUGGAGCAAGUAAGCGUCCUGCAGCAGUCCGUGGCUUUAUUGGGCAGAAAAUGUCUUGCAAGAUAAUAUCUUUCUCCCUUAUGCGUUUCGGUUCAGUGAAAGCUGGUGGGUGCGUCUCGUUGUAAACGGGAAGGCUUCUGCGAAGGUGACAUAAUUCGUGGUUAAGCACUGCUUGGCAAAUGUGAAAGUUGUCGUGCGAGGAGAAAGCCAAGAUUUAGAAGAUGUGUACGAGCAGCUGCUGUUCCGGGUGAGGUUGAUAAGACAUAAAACAAUCUUAGUACGAGUGUCGGGUAGAGUUCGUGUGCUUGCGUGUGCUCUUCUAGAGAUGAUAUUGUGCAACUAAGGAAGAUGAUGCUCGACUGAAGGAAAUAAUUGAAGUGAGCAUUUGCGAGGCAAGCAUAAUCACCAGCAAAACAGUCGCGAGAAUUGUUUCACUCUCGUGUGCAUCGCAUCGGAGAACGAUUGGAGAAGCUGUUGAGCACGGCGUGCGGUGGCGCAUACCUAAAAGUCAGACAACGGGCGGGAUAUACCAAUAAUGUUGCCGCUGUAAUGGAUCUGAAGGCUGGCAAACAUCUAGUAGCACCAGCGAUAAACAAUAUCAGUUGCAACCACAAUCGGUUCGCCGGUCACUUCUUCCACCAGAUAGGUCCGUUCGAUGUGAUACAAGCGCUGUUCAUCGUGCUGCUAACGUUUCUAAUAAUCAGUGCGAAUCUGAUGGUGAUACUGGUGAUCAACAGCCGCCGCUAUGCUGCCUACAUCCAUCCACAGCCGCGCUACCUGCUGACGUCGCUGGCGCUCAACGAUCUGGCCAUCGGGCUGCUGAUCGUACCGUUCAGUGCCCUACCUGCCUUACUACACUGUUGGCCUUACGGGGAAAUUUUCUGCCAAAUUCAGGCACUACUACGAGGAGCUUUAUCACAACAAAGUGCUGUUAUAUUGGUGUGCAUGGCAGUUGACCGUUAUCUGUGCGUGCUACAUCCACGGAUAUAUCAUAAGCGAUCCAGUAAAAAGGGCUGUGUUGCGGUUUUAAGCGUUACGUGGAUAUUAUGUUUAACCUGCUUCGGUAUGCUGGUUCUUCCCAAAGGUUAUUACUUCAACAAAACGGGCCUGUUGGCAUGCGAGCCGUUCUACAGUAAAUCAUCCUACCGGAUCCUGUCCAGCUGUGCGCUCUACUUUCCCACCACCAUGGUACUGAUGUACUGCUACGGCUCAAGUUUCCACGCGAAUCGAUACCGUCUGGCGACACCGAGUGCCGCAUCCCUGUCGCUGAACGUGUCGAACAACUGCGGGAACGGCAGCACUGGCCACGGGCCGAACGCUGCCGGCGCGUCCGGGAUGGACGGGAUCGGUGGCCGCCGGGACGGGGACCACAUCGAGACGCUAGCCGGGACGACGCUGACGGCUAAUGGUUCCGGUCUGGAGCACCACUCCUGCGACGGGAACACGCUAACGGGCAUCACCGCCAUAACGCCGAUGUCGGUCUCCUUCUCCGAGAAGUCCCAGUUUCCAGUGAAGGACGACCGGCAGAUACAUGGUUCGACGUCGCGAACUAUGGCAGCAAUAUCAUUAGGUUUUAUAGUCAUAAUCACCCCCUGGACGAUACUGGAGAUAGUGGCCACGUGCACCGGUUCGAAGAUACCACCACCAAUUGAUUUCUUUGUCACUUGGCUAGCUUUAAGUAGUAGUUUUUGGAACCCUUUUCUCUACUGGCUGUUGAACGCGCGAUUUCGAAAGAUUUGCAAAGAGCUCUUGACGUCAAAGUGUACCGGAAGUCAAAGUUCGUUGGAGGAAAAAUGUAGCAUAAGUCUAGAGUAUGACCAUCAUCUAACAUCACUGCCAUUACCACCGGGUCCACCGCCGGCUACGAUCUGCCGGUCGGCCAACCACACACCCCGGCCGGACGUCGAGUGUUCGGAAAAGUACUGGGGUGACAUACUCGAGCGUACCUUCAGCACCGGCAGCAUCAAUACGCUGCAUCGCCUCGGCACAACCUCACUGCCGUUCGUUAACCGGGCGGCAGCGGCUGGCCAUGGCGCGACGCAGUACCGGUGCGAGGCUCACCAGCAACACCUGAUGCGGAACGCGAGCAGUACGAGCAUCGGCAAGGACCGUCAUCUGUCAUCGACGGGUAGUGGGCCACACUACGGCGACGGGUCGAAGGAUGGUGCGCCCGACUUUAGUGCGCUGUAUGCGCCCGGGUCCGAUCCGCAGGUAUGUGAUCACGAGCUGCACGACAUCAACUGUGCCAAGAACAAGGCAUUCUUCCGAGGUUUCAACCUACACCAGGGACUGCCGGAUAUCUAGUAUUAUGGGAGCUCGUGGUUAAGCUGUUUGCUGGCGUUAAGGAGAUCGGAGCACCGGAUGGGAUUACUUUCACGGAAGCGUGGCGUACAGUUUUGAGUAUCUAAACAGUUCUUUGUUUUGGUUUUUCGUGAGAUCAAACCAGGGAUCAAAUUACUCUUCUUUGUUACUGUAUGGAAAUUUAUAUUUAAAUAGCUUGGCAGCGGAGAUGAUUCGUAUAUCAUUUCUUGAGCACUUGCAAGCAUGGUCGAUAUACAUGAAAGCAGGAUCCUAGGAAACAAGUAUAGAAAAUAUUGUUUUCUUAAGAAUAAUAUUCUUUUGUUAAAUAAAAUUUUAUUAUAUUUAAUUAAUGUCUUUUUUUUGUAAUUUAAAUGACGAUAGCGAAGGAACGUCUUUUAGCAGAAGUCGGGAAAUGCGCUCGCAAACAGGUACUAGCACGUGUAUGAAGUGUUUCAAAGCGGUAAGCGGCAGCGGAGCAAACCGAUCGGACAGGUGUAUAAGUGUAUAAGAUUACCAUGUAAGAAAACCAACCUUUCUGGCACACAAACUGAACGUCUCUAGACUAGUCGUAGCAAAAGAAAGAAAAACCAAAAACCCCCCAAAGCUAGACCGGUAGACCUAGUUGGUAACAGUCAAAUGCGUUAAACAGAAAUAAAAACCGAAAGCGAGUUUUUUUACGAGAUGA
Anopheles stephensi (Asian malaria mosquito) is the source of this 3402-nucleotide messenger RNA. Its product is annotated as 5-hydroxytryptamine receptor 1A. The transcript is spliced from 8 exons. NCBI's taxonomy places the organism in Eukaryota, Metazoa, Arthropoda, Insecta, Diptera, Culicidae. Gene Ontology annotation, cellular component: membrane. The record is from RefSeq and is a predicted model, not a curated record. Gene Ontology annotation, biological process: neuropeptide signaling pathway. Gene Ontology annotation, molecular function: corazonin receptor activity. Bases 966 to 2720 code for a protein of 584 amino acids.